Molecule: messenger RNA, 1577 nt
Organism: Platichthys flesus (European flounder)
Lineage: Eukaryota; Metazoa; Chordata; Actinopteri; Pleuronectiformes; Pleuronectidae
Exons: 8
Coding region: 442-1458 (338 amino acids)
Source: RefSeq, a predicted model, not a curated record
ACCAGGAAGAAAUAAACAGGUCAGGUUAGAGCACUUUGUUUGGAGCUUCAGAAAAUAAAAGAGUUGAAAGUGAAGUUAAAAGAGUUUAAGAGUUAAAAUAAAAGAGUUCAAGAGUUCAAAUAAGAUUUGAAGAGUGAAGUUAAUAGAGCUCAUUCAGAUCUGACUCCACGUGUGAGAUGGAAACAGAAGUGAUCAGAUGAUGAAUCAAACAUUAGUGAUUUCUGAGGGUUUUAGUCUUUCAUUGAAAAUGUUCAGUUUUAAAACUGGAGUUAAUAUCUCACAUCAAUCAUUUAAAAGGUUUGAUUUUCACCAUCACAGUUAAAGAGUUAAAGAGACACGUCGUCAGAUGGAGUGAAUGAGGAAGAAGAGAAGGAGCCGGAGGGAGGAGAGGAAAUCUCUCUCUCCUUCAUCUCUCGCUCUCAUCAGACGUCUGUUCUGAAGAUGAUCUGUUUCACGAUUUUCUGUUUGGUUUGGUUUGUACAGACUGAAAACUCCACAGCUCUGAUCCGGGUCUCGGUCCCAGAGCAUCAUCACGUGUGUCUGCUCUGCGACGCCUCGGACCCGUCUCAAGUGAUCUGGACUCACGGGGACGGGGACGUCCUGGACCCCGAACAAGACUACGACGCCAACGAGGAGCAGCAGCGCCACCUGCUGCUGUCUGACGGAGGCCUCUGUCUCCUGCAGCUUCACGACUCGGACAGCGGCGAGUAUCAGUGUAACGAGCAGCCGGUGGCAGAGCUGCAGGUGCUGACAGGUCUGGACUUCUCGGUGUCUUCCGGCCGGACGCUGCUGCUGCCCUGCGGCCGCUCGCCCAGACCCAAACAGAGGUGGUUUCACCGGAGGAGAGGAGGAAGAAGGGAGGCCAUCUUCACCCGCUUCAGAAACGGCACGGUGAAACCAGAGAGGGAGGACGGCCGCCUCGGCUUCAUGUACGACGCCCUGCAGAUCCAGGACCUGCAGCCAGGGGACGCUGGAGAGUAUCAGUGUAACGGAGAGCUGCAGGGCAGAGUCACGGUCCUCACAGUUUGUCCAGAGCCAACGAGCGUCCAGAUGUUCAUCACGUCAACAUCUGGAGCCGUGAGAACAAAUGUGGUUGAAUCAAAGAAGAAGAAGACGACUCAGAGCGCGUUGUUGAUGGUGGCUGUCGUCAGUGCGGGGCUGAUGAUCCUCCUCAUGUCCGUCGUCUUCAUCUUACUGACGAGCACCAACUGCAGGAGGAAGCCAAGAUAUACAGCUCAGACACUCGACGACACCGAGCUGCAGCCGUGGACCAACACACCGACCGAGUGGGAGGAGUCAGAGAGUUGGUCCACGACGGACGACAUCCACUACGCUUCUCUGGGACGACACAACUGGAGCGAGAGGCCGAGCCGGACGCCACCGGACCAAGACCAGAACCACGUGAUCUACUCGUCUGUCAUCACCAGAGCUGCUGUUAAACACACUCCAGUCCUUUAAACACACACACACACCAGUCCUUUAAACACACACACAGACACACACACACCAGUCCUUUAAACACACACACACACACCAGUCCUUUAAACACACACACAGACACACACACGCACACACAC